AUAUUUACCUACACUCACAUGCACAUACAUGCAUCCUUAAGUUUUGGUUUGAAAAUAAAAGCUCAAGCCGCUAGGGCUAGUGUACUUAGUGUUAUUGUGAAAGCGCGUUACAAAAGGUCGACAGAAUUUAAUACCUUUCAUACUAGAUUUUUUCUUAAGCGCGCAUAAUGCUGUCGAUAAAUACUACAUUCCUCUUGGCGGCUCUCUUGGGGCUUGUCUAUGUUUGGUGUCGCUACAGUUUUGGUUAUUGGAAACGAAAUAAUAUUCCCUAUAUGUCGCCACUGAUUGGCAAUAUGGAAGUUUUUAUUAAAAGGACCAAUAGUUUCUUCCUAUAUCUAGCUGAUGUUUAUAAGGAUGCUAAAAUGUCAACAGCUGCGGCAGUUGGUAUUUACAUACUCAACAAGCCAGCGUUAGUGUUGCGUGAUCCGGAACUUAUUAAAACUGUGCUAGUCAAGGAAUUCGCAAAGUUCGAAAAUCGGUCAGCCGCCUGUGAUCCACACAAUGAUCCCUUGGGUUCGAAUAAUCUAUUUUUCGUAAACAAUCCACUAUGGAAGGAUUUGAGAACGAAAAUAUCGCCGGUUUUCACAUCAGGAAAGAUCAAACAAAUGUAUCCACUAAUGACUGAGAUCGGUACGGAGUUGGAAGCCCAUUUGAAUUCGUUUGCGAAGACUAACGACGCUUUCGUAACUGAAGUUAAAGAGCUUUCUGGACUCUUCGCCACCGACAUGAUUGCCACCAUCGCUUUUGGUGUGAAAGCCAACAGUCUUAGUAAUCCAAACGGCGAAUUUCGCACUCAAGGACGAAAAUUGUUCACCUCUACACUCCAUCGUGCCUAUGACUUCUUCAUCGGUUUUUUCUUUUCCAAGUGGGUCUCUACAUUGCGUGUUAAACUUUUUACACCAGAGUUCAGUUCCUUUUUACGUGGCACCAUCAGUCAUGUUAUGGCGUCAAGAGAGGAGAGCAAAGCAACGCGUAACGAUCUGAUCGAUAUGUUGGUGAGCCUCAAAGGAGAGGCUGUUGCGAAAGGCGAGUAUAAUGCCCAUCUACAGGAUGUUUUGACAGCACAAGCUGCUGUGUUUUUCUCAGCUGGUUUUGAGUCGUCAUCUUCGUUGAUGCAAUUUGCGCUAUACGAAUUAUCCAAACGACCCGAUUUACAAGAACGUCUGCGCAAUGAGAUUUGUGAAGCUCUUGUAGCUGAACAGGGUACAUUGUCAUAUGAGACUAUCAAUAAUCUACCAUAUCUGAGUAUAGUACUUGACGAAGUAUUGCGUUUAUACCCAUUACUACCUUAUCUUGAUCGCGAACAUCUGCCGAAAGAGGGGGAAAAGCCAUUCGACCUUAAACCAUAUUACGAUUACACAGUGCCAGUAGGUAUGCCUGUUUUUAUAUCAAUCCUAGGCGUACAUCGUGACCCCAAGUUUUGGCCCAACCCGGAAACUUUCGAUCCUGAACGCUUCAACGCCGAGAAUAAGAAAACCCAUAAGCCUAUGACCUAUUUUCCUUUCGGCAGUGGACCACGUAGCUGUAUUGGUUCUCGCAUCGGUUUGUUGCAGGCGAAGGUCGGUUUGGUGCAUAUUUUUAAGAAUCAUUAUGUGACCACAUGUGAGAAGACACCGAAGGAAAUUACUUUUGAUCCAUUUUUAAUGUCGCUAGGUUAUAAGAAUGGAAUUUACUUGAGCCUUGUCAAUGACAAACGCUAUGAACGCAAUGCCAAGCAGUGAAUGUUCGAAAUUCGAAUGAAUUUUGAAAUAUCAAUUUUAAUUUUUUUGAAAUAAAAACCAAACUUCUUGUCAUAA
Bactrocera dorsalis (oriental fruit fly) is the source of this 1796-nucleotide messenger RNA. Its product is annotated as cytochrome P450 6g1. The record is from RefSeq and is a predicted model, not a curated record. Lineage: Eukaryota; Metazoa; Arthropoda; Insecta; Diptera; Tephritidae. Gene Ontology annotation, biological process: insecticide catabolic process; response to DDT. Gene Ontology annotation, molecular function: heme binding; monooxygenase activity; iron ion binding. The transcript is spliced from 4 exons. The coding region runs from base 168 to 1721 and encodes 517 amino acids.